Homo sapiens (human) is the source of this 5520-nucleotide messenger RNA. RefSeq names its product oxidative stress responsive serine rich 1 (gene OSER1). NCBI's taxonomy places the organism in Eukaryota, Metazoa, Chordata, Mammalia, Primates, Hominidae. The coding region runs from base 3529 to 4407 and encodes 292 amino acids. The record is from RefSeq and is a predicted model, not a curated record. The transcript has 4 exons.
AGUCGGGUGCCGAGAUUUGGGAGAGACGCUCUGAACUGACUGCCCCGCAUCACCGGAGCGUCCCAGCUGCGAGGAGGUAAGUGCCCUGACGUGACGGGGAGGGGCCGCAGCACUGCGUCUCAGCUUCCACUGCCGGUCUGGCCGCGGGCGGUUUUCCCCGGGCCCGCCCGCCUUGGGUCGCGUCGUCUCCCGACGCCUCCUGCCUGGGCCGGGCCUGGGCCUCUCCGCGCCCCCUUAUCUGCCGCGGCCUGUGCCUGCUGGAGCUCCGAGCUCCACGCUCUCUCCCCUUCCCGCCUUCCCGUCCUCCCGCGGUCCCCCGCCCCGUCUCGCUCCUCCGCCGUCUCCCGCCCAGCGGCAGCUUCCCCUUUUCGCCCUCCUUGGCCGCCCUUUGCCCCUUCCAGUCCUUUCUCUCUCGCCUCGGAGCCCCAUUCUCUUUGGCUACCUCUUCGGCCCCACUCCUUUCUUCUCCCGCAUCCCUUGUGCCUCGCUCCGACUCCAGCCUCUCGUUCUGACCCCAGGAAUCUCCCGAGGAGCGCAACUUCACAGCUGGAGACCCCGGGCGGGCAGUGCCCCUGGACAGCUCCCUGCUUGGCGUUGUCCCCACACUCCAAGCCCCGUCCUACCCCUCUGGGUUCUGACUAGGAAUUUUCCUCCGUUCAUGUUUAACCGCGACAGGCACAGACUCUGGGUGAAAAGAAAGAACUUUGUGCUUUGGCUGCAGCGCUGCGAGUAUAAAGGGAUGAGUGGGUUGCACGGAGAGGUGUGAAUGUGCUUUUUGUCCUGGGGGCCGAUUGUUUCCUCCCGGUCUAGUUUGCCUCUUAGAGUUGCUGGGUUUGGUUUUCUUCCCCAUACUCUACGCUUUCUGGUGGUCUGGGAGUUUCGAAAUCUUUAAUGUUGUGAUGACAACGCUUACCCGCGCAUCCCUUCUUGAUCGUUCUUAGGUCUUCUCAGGGGCCUGGAAGUGUAGACCUAGGCUUGGGAUUCAAGGAGGUCUUGGUUAAAACGGCAAGAUGUAAAUAAGAUUGUGACGCAUCCAUUUUGUUGAAAGAAAAAACCAGGAAUUUGGCCUUUUGAUGGAGGAACUUAGAAGAACUUUGUAAUUUUUGUAAGGUUGUGGAAAAUCCGAGGCAAAGUUAAAUUGCCUGGUGUGAUUUGACUUUAACUUCGAAUAGGCUUUUUAAAGUUUCAUCUCUUUGGAGAUUGUUCAACUUCACGAGUUCACUGCAGUGAAAACGCCAAGACUGUCUCCCACAAAUUUAAUAUUAAUGAAGAAAGGCAAGCCAAUUAUAUCUGUUGUCCGGAGUUAGUUGUACAGCCCUUUCUUUGAAUGGGGAUCUGGGGAUGCAGAGGAGCAUAAUGAGCCUUUUAUAAUUACAAACAUGCUCUUCUCUAGCUCUUAAGGUUAUGCCUAACGCUCAUUUGCUCUUGGCUAAAAUAACUGAGAAAAAAAGUGAGUAGUAAAAAAAUGCUGGAAGUCUGAAAAUGGUUUAGACAGAACUUCAUUCCUGAAGUUUUAGUCUGUAGCCAGAUUUUAAUUCUGGCCUGUUUUGGUUUUUAGAUGAUAGAUCUUUUAGUGUGUCAACAGGAAUGUAAAGUUUGUAUUAACAUCUAGGGUGAUCACCUGCCAUGCUAUUAAGUCAGCAUGGUAUAAUUAAAAGUUACAUAUGUAGGUUCAGAGCCUCUUAGCACAGUGUUACAUUGUAAGCUCUUGGAGGGCAGGAAUGAGAUUCUAGUCCUUACGGAAAUGGAGUUUGGGCUUCUAUCCCUAGCAUUCAUUCUAGUGCCAUGCACGUGGUAGGAAUUCUGUAAAUAUUUGUGAAAGAAAUGAAUUUCUGCCUGUAGGGUUCAGCAGUGUAUACUUAAAUGUGAUGUGUACGUAAAUGCUGACUGAUUUCCAGAGAGGGCUAAAGAGGACUUGGGGGGCGGUCUGCGGGUUGGGGAGAUUGGCUCAGAUGAUUUAUGAACUCGGUAAGAGCUGAACAUUGACUAACGGAUCAUAAGGUAAUUGAGGAACAUUGUAAGUCAAACUUCAAUUUAGUUCUACCAGCAGGAAGGAUUUGUUUACAACCUGCAAUAGUACUCUUUUAGAUGAUGUGAAGCUUUGAAAAUAUUGAAAUAAGUGAUUGCUCACCUCUCCCCCCAGGUAUAUAGGAAUUGAUUGUGUAUUUGGGGGAUCCUACCCUAAACUGAGAAUUAGAGACUAGUGAAGCAUGGGAUUGUGUGGAUAAUGUUUCUUCAUGUUUAUGUACUUAAAUAAACCAGCAAAAUAUACGUCGAGAAUGUAUCUAAAUUAUUUUUUUGUCCUAAGAAGUUGAGGUGCAGGCUGGCUGAAUUUUUUUUUUUUUUUUUAGUAGCUGAAUUCUUUUGAGACUGUUUUCAGUGUUCCCCAGAGAGCUCUGCCUAAAAUACCUUAACUUCCGCAAAUAAGUAAAGUGAAAAGUCCUGAUUCCUUGCCUCUUUAUUUUGCGCUGGUACUACAAUAAUAUAAUGGUUACUUUAUAUCAAACAUUAUGACACCUUGACCUUUGGAAUAUUAGAGGUCUCACAAUAACUUCGGAGCCACCUUGAGAAACGAGCAGAUAUGAAUCAGAGAGGACCCAAGGGCCGUUGGAGAGGCACUGCUCCCUCUGAGAAUGCCCAAGAGGGGUGGGGGCGGGGGGGGGCGGGUAAAGGCUUAGAAAUAAAGAGGUGAAGUGAACCUUUUGCUUCAAAUAUUCUCUAUUUCUAUUUUUUUUGUGGUACUUUUCUUCUGAUUCUCUCUGAUAUGUUCAUAGAUGCUGGUUUGCUUAAUUUGUAUUCAAAAUUUGGUACUAAUAACCCUGAGUGAAAAAAUAAUUUGGAGACUAGAUUCAAGGGUUUAUUAACAGACUUCUCUGUUGUGUUUCUUGUUGCUUUGGUUGGUUCUUCAUCUACCUUUCUCUGUUUAAAUAUAAAAAUCAGGUGGAAAAUAUGGAGGACUUUGAUUAAUCAAACUAGUUAAGAGAUCAUUUAGUGGUGCGUCUACACAAUAGUCAUUUCUGUUUUUUUUCUUUACUUUCAACCUUUCUUUAGGCUAAAGAGAAGUUUGUUUGUUUUCUUUUCUUUUUCCACUCAUGUGCACAAUGAAGUUUUUAGGGGGUUGCAAGUGUAUAGUUCAUUUAUUUUCUUUCUUGUUUAACAAUUAAUUACACUAUUCCAGGCUAUGAAGAAAAACACAAAUGGAAGUAUCAACCUUACUGGUAGAGUGCAUUUCUAAUUCUGCUUUCACAGUGGUAACGUCUUGUUCUCUAAAACGUGUCUUCCUGUGAACAUAGCUGUCUGGGUCAGGACUGCUCUAGAGAAAUGCUAUCAUGUGUCAUGAAAGUUAUACUUAACUAGGGUUAGGCCAGACAAAUACUCAGUGUCAUUUUAAAGAAUCAGAGUGCUAUAAUUUUAGCUAUUCCCUUUUAUUUCUGAUGUCAUUUUGUUCAUAGGUUUCUAGACCAACUGGGGAGAUUCCCGUUAAAAAUGUAAACAGGAACAUCGAUAAGUAGUGUAAAAACUUGCACAAUGAAAUCCGAAGCCAAGGAUGGAGAGGAGGAGAGUCUACAGACUGCUUUCAAAAAAUUAAGAGUGGAUGCAUCAGGGUCUGUAGCAUCUCUGUCUGUUGGAGAAGGCACAGGUGUCAGAGCACCAGUCAGAACAGCAACAGAUGAUACCAAACCUAAAACCACAUGUGCAUCUAAAGACAGUUGGCACGGGUCUACAAGGAAGUCUUCACGAGGAGCAGUGAGAACUCAGCGUCGUCGACGUUCUAAGUCUCCUGUCCUUCAUCCUCCAAAGUUUAUACAUUGCAGUACAAUAGCGUCUUCUUCCAGCAGUCAACUCAAGCACAAAAGCCAGACUGACUCACCUGAUGGCAGCAGUGGGCUGGGAAUUUCAUCCCCUAAAGAGUUCAGUGCAGGAGAAAGCUCUACUUCUCUCGAUGCUAAUCACACAGGGGCAGUCGUUGAGCCUUUGAGAACUUCUGUUCCAAGGCUCCCAUCAGAGAGUAAGAAGGAAGACUCCUCUGACGCUACCCAAGUCCCCCAAGCAAGUCUCAAAGCCAGUGAUCUCUCUGACUUUCAAUCAGUUUCCAAGCUAAACCAGGGCAAGCCAUGCACAUGCAUAGGCAAGGAAUGCCAGUGUAAGAGAUGGCAUGAUAUGGAAGUGUAUUCCUUUUCAGGCCUGCAGAGUGUCCCUCCCUUGGCUCCAGAACGAAGAUCCACACUUGAGGACUACUCUCAGUCGCUGCACGCCAGAACUCUGUCUGGCUCUCCCCGAUCCUGUUCUGAGCAAGCUCGAGUCUUCGUGGAUGAUGUGACCAUUGAGGACCUGUCAGGCUACAUGGAGUAUUACUUGUAUAUUCCCAAGAAAAUGUCCCACAUGGCAGAAAUGAUGUACACCUGAUAGCAAGAAGCUAAUUCAUAUGCUUUAAACCAAUGAAGGCUUGUCAAAGAGAUUUAGUUAAUGGCAGACCUUGUGGCCACUUUGUGUGAGAAGACAUCUCUUUCUGCUCACUGUGCUUGCAAUAAAAACUUUUCUUGGCAUCUCAGUUAAUCUUCAUUCUUUCAACUUACUCUCUUGAGUUCUUACAUACACUUCAAGGCGAGCAGAUCAAAGAAAAAUCCCCCUUAUUUAGAAAUGUUCCUGGGGGAUGAAGAAACCAUAAUUACUUGAGACUGGCAGCAGUGGGUAUAUGGUAAAAGCCUUUGUAAAACAGUGCAUUUUUCAGAUUUGUUUAAGGUUUGCUAGCCAAGGAAAGUAAAAUGUGAUUUUGUAACUGCACUAAACAUUUGUCAUGCUGUAGUUGCCAGCCCAGAAUAUUAGAAGUUACAAGACUGAUUUAAACCGUCUCUGAUUUAAUGCAAGAUAUAUUGUGUCUAUAAAGGUUUCUCUUGUUAUUGUUAAGCCAGAGAUCUAAGGUUUAGAUUCAAUUUGAAUAAACUAGCUGGCCUGCCCUCUAUUGUUUGAGAGAGUUAUUAACCAUCACUAAAUAAGCCCCUGCUGGUGCUAUUCAUCCUAAGACAUGUUACAUGCAGUUUCAAGUAAGCAGCUUGGAAUGGGCUGCUUCAGUUGGAGGGAGGGGGUGUAAUAUUUGAAACGAGUGUGUGUCUUCACCAUCUCCAGCAUUUUAAAUAUAUGGCGGUUUUUUUUUUUUUUUUUUGUUAUCAGUUGUAAUACAGGUCUCAUACCUCAGUUUCAGAUGUUAUAGAUGGUUACCUCUUUGAGCUGCCCUGUCACCCCAGCAACCCUAAAAGAGAAUUUUGUACAUUCUGUAUCCCACAGAUUUGGUCAGCCAUUUCAAAAUUCCCUCCAGUUUGGUAAAAAAAAAAUCUGUCUUCGGUUUCAGCUGGAUGAUGAAUCCUUGUUUUUCAGGUGGCUCCAAAAAGAAUGUUGCAUGUGUUCAGACCAUCCUGAGCAGAGCCACCAAAUUUAGUGACAGUGUCUAGCCAUGUUAGCAAUAAUGUUAACAGAAGCUUUUGUUUAAAUUACAAAAUACAUUUAUACUAUUUACUAAAA